AUGAUGAACAUCACCGCCACCACGGCAUCCUUCCUAUCCGACAACACCGAGACAUGGGGUGCUGUUGCCUGCGCCACCACGGUGGUGGUGGGUACAUGGAUUUGGUUUCGCAGUAGCAGCUCCACUCCAAAACGACAACGUCUUUGUCGAAAUUUAUCCUUUACAUCCGCGUUUAUGAAUAUGGGAACCUACCCUUCUCAAGCCAAGGCUCCUGAAGAUAUCCUCCAUGUCUGCAUGUAUAUGGAAUCAUGUCCCACAGAUGAGGAUAUGGUAGAAACAGCCAUCCAACCAAUGCUAGUACACGAUCGCUUUUCCAUGAUCCCCACUCGCGGAGACAAAACUGGAACUCUCCGCAUGCCUUUCCCGCCCCUCGUGCCACAAAAAAUGAUGCGGCGCAUCCAAGUGACAUGUACCAACCACUUACACGACACCAUUACGGAGCUGUUCCAACAGCCAUUGGGAGGUGACAAUAAUCCGCGUGGUGAUUUGCCACUCUGGGAGUUUGUCCUAUUGGAGAAUACGGGCCCCGGUGAUAGUGCCUGUAUUUGGAGGGUCCACCACACUUUGGGAGAUGGAUUGUCUUUGGCGGCUCUCAUGAUGCGUCAUGUGGUCAAAUCAUCACCCGACGGAGCGCCAAUGUCCAGUGUUGCGACAUUUUUGCCACCCACCAUGAUGUCCCAAAAGAGUAGUUCCUUGAAAGAACACGCUACCAUUCCGUGGACCACACGACUCUGGCAACUACUCGAUUGUGCGCUGCAGGUAUUGUUGUUGCCGUCGACGCCCUUUGACGAUCCCACCGCCUUUUCUAAAGGAUUCUGCCAGCCGAAUAAUAUCCACAGCGGAAAACGAGAGAUUGUUCUUUUCCCCACGGUGCCGCUAAAACUCAUCCAAAGUAUCAAAAACACCGCCAGGGUUUCUGUAAACGACGUCAUUGUUACUUGUUUAUCACAAGCUAUUCAUGACUAUUGCCAAGAGCAAAACUGCCCCGUUCUGAAACAAAAGGGGCCCAAUCUACAAUGCCGCGUCCUGGUUGCCUCUGCCUUGCCGCGGGACGUGGAGAAUGCUAACACGGAGGAACUAUUGGCAGUGGGUUACAAUAACAUUUCGGAACGCCUCCAACACAUCCACAACACUUUUCGUAGACUCAAAAAGAGUCCUCUGGCCCAUGUGGGCAUAUGGGUGCAGAAUCAUGUCCUGAAAUACGUUCCAUUGGCCGUGAAUCGAAAAGGAGUCUACGACAGCAUGAUCCGUCAUUCGUUAGUCUUGUCCAAUGUACCAGGACCCCAACAGCCCGUCAUGGUAGCCAACAGAGAGAUCAAGAGUGCCCGGGUGUUUUAUUCCGGUAUGAAUGCCCACGUUAUGGUCAUGAGUUAUCGGGGACAAGUCCAAGCCAACCUUACCGUCGAUCCCCAACAUGUUCCCAACAGUCAGACACUGGCCAAGCACUAUCAUCAAGCCAUCUUGACAUUGGCCAGAAGACUCGACGUUGCCAUCCCAGCGGAAAUGGAGAAGAUUCCAUUGUAG
Messenger RNA from Seminavis robusta, 1524 nucleotides. Lineage: Eukaryota; Bacillariophyta; Bacillariophyceae; Naviculales; Naviculaceae. The record is from the annotation of a GenBank genome assembly.